GUGAUGACGUCGGGGGGCGGAGCCGCGCCGCGGCCGCAGUGGGCCGAGGUUGGAUGAAGAGUCUCAAGGUGUCCCUUUGAAACAUUUCUUAUUUCUCCACUUGCUUCUCCCCAUGGAAGACAGGCAGGGGCUCCUUUUCUGCUGUUCAUGCUGAGCAGUUGCUCGGAGAGGUGGUGCUGGAGUGGAAAUACACCUGGUGAUGAUUCAAAUGUGGGAAUCCCCCCGGAUGUGGUUGCUGCUGGUGCUCCCCUGGGAACAUGCCUUGAUAGGGAAUUAACACCAGUCAGUGAUGGGCUGUGGGACCAGCAAAGUGCUUCCCGAGCCCCCCAAAGAUGUGCAGCUGGACCUGGUCAAGAAAGUCGAACCCUACACAGGCCACAGUGACAUAUACAAGCAUUUCAUCAGAGAUGACUGCGGGGCUGCCAUCAAAGCUGGCUCUCCCUCCCCUGCCCAUCACACCAGCCCCUACCCCGGGCACCCCCUGCCCGCCCAGCAGCCCGAGCCCCGCAAGAACAAAGUGGCCAAGUACCGCGCCAAGUUCGACCCGCGCGUGACGGCCAAGUACGACAUCAAGGCGCUGAUCGGCAGGGGCAGCUUCAGCCGCGUGGUGCGCGUGGAGCACAAGGCCACCAAGCAGCCCUACGCCAUCAAGAUGAUCGAGACCAAGUACCGCGAGGGCCGCGAGGUGUGCGAGUCGGAGCUGAGCGUCCUGCGCCGCGUGCGCCACACCAACAUCAUCCAGCUCAUCGAGGUCUUCGAGACCCAGGACCGCGUCUACAUGGUCAUGGAGCUGGCCACGGGCGGAGAGCUCUUCGACCGCAUCAUCGCCAAGGGCUCCUUCACCGAGAGGGACGCCACGCGCGUGCUGCAGAUGGUGCUGGACGGGGUGAGGUACCUGCACACGCUGGGCAUCACCCACCGCGACCUGAAGCCGGAGAACCUGCUCUACUACCACCCGGGGACGGACUCCAAGAUCAUGAUCACGGACUUCGGGCUGGCGAGCGCGCGGAAGAAGGGGGAUGACUGCCUGAUGAAGACCACGUGCGGCACCCCGGAGUACAUCGCUCCCGAGAUCCUGGUCAGGAAGCCCUACACGAACUCCGUGGACAUGUGGGCGCUGGGGGUGAUCUCCUACAUUCUGCUCAGCGGCACCAUGCCCUUCGAGGACGACAACCGCACCCGCCUGUACCGGCAGAUCCUGAAGGGAAAGUACAGUUACUCAGGCGAGCCCUGGCCCAGUGUGUCCAACCUGGCCAAGGAUUUCAUCGACCGCCUGCUGACGGUGGACCCCAGCGACAGGAUGACGGCCCUGCAGGCCCUGAAGCACCCGUGGGUGGUCAGCAUGGCAGCCUCCUCCUCCAUGAAGAACCUGCACCGUUCCAUCUCACAGAACCUUCUCAAGAGGGCGUCCUCCCGCUGCCAGAGCACCAAGUCAGCCCAGUCCACCCGCUCCAGCCGCUCCACCAAGUCCAACAAGUCGCGGCGCGUGCGGGAGCGGGAGCUGCGCGAGCUCAACCUGCGCUACCAGCAGCAGUACACGGGCUGAGCGCCCGCCGGUGGGCACGCACUCGGUGAGGAACAGCCAGGUUCCUCCCCUCCUCCCUCCAGGCGUUCCCCCCUCCCACGAGGAGGUGUCCCCCUCACCCCGUGUGGAGGAAAGGGAACCUUGUGGUGGCCGUCCCAGCCCGCGAGCUGUGCCCCGCGGGGUCUCGCGCCAGAAACGGGGGAGUCCUUGUGGGCUCGGAGCCCCAGGGAAUUAAGGAGCCACGUGGGGAGAAGAGCUCUUUCUGUAGCCCGGGAGCUUGGUUGUUCAUAGUUAUUUAUUAAUUCCAGAGCGUUUAGUUUCUCUCACUUGUGUAUGGAAAAAAGCAGCAAUCACUUGGUGUGUCUGUGCGUGCACGUCCGUGUGUGCACAUACACGUGUGGGGGUGUAUAUGUAUUUAAAAAUCCUGUAUACACACAUUUGGAGCUGGUUUAGUCAGACUCCGUGGUGCCUUUGCAGCGAAGCUGGAAUGAGUCAUGUGCAGUUAGAAGUGGGAUAGCUCUGACUCACUGCUGUGCUGCCCACCAGCUCCUCACCAAAGAGAUGCCAGACAGCAGUUUUCCACAAGGGCCGAGAAGCUGCGAGGUUUCCCCCAAGGGCUGCCAUCCUCCUGAUGACGUCAAGGCCUCACUUGCCUGAUGACAUCAAGGGUUACCCCUGGAAUUGUCCUUUCCUUGCUUGCAGCAAGACCAGUGCCUGUCAUGCAGGGUUUGUUGUUCUUGUGGCUCUGUUGUGUCUCUGAUGUGUUACACACCUUGCACCCUUCAGAAGAAGAUUGAGAAGGUUGAGGGUUUUUUGUGCUAAGGGGAAAAAAGAGGGGAGAAGUUUUAGGGAUGUGCUUCCCACCCCAGAGGUGGGAUGGGCUAUAACCACUGUAGGCACAGUGUUACUGACCAUGUCACUGCAGCAGAACUUUGGUGGUUCCAGGCUGCUCCCUGCCUGCAGAUUUGACAGGCCUCCCCUGCUUUGUGUGCUUGUGCUGCCCCAGCACUGCCAUCCCUGCUUUGGGACAGUGGUGGUGGGAGCAGUUGGGGUGGCCACAAAUGGCUCCACAGCAUCAGGGUAGGGGCUUGAGUAGUGGAAGCCCAGUCUGGGAGUGUCAGCAGUGACAGUACCCUGGAGACAUUGUACACAUGCCCUAGAGCUGUGAGGGGUGACUUAAGUUCACCAGGAAAAAGCUGCCUUUGAGGAGUCCUUGUGCUGUGUAGGUGAUGAGGUGGCCUCUUACAAAGGACUCUCAGGGGGCUGCAGAGCUGAGCUUUCUGCAAGCCUGCUGAGAUUAUCUUCACAGCUAGUUAGAGCAGCAAAGUGGGGCUGAUGGCACAUGCACAGGAUGGAUUUGGCUUCUCAUGGUAGCAGAGACAAGAUCAGCAGUGAAGGAAAAUGCUGGGGUUUGAAACUUUUCUUACAAAGCCACACGAUUUGCUUUGUGCUGUGCACUUGGGAAGGGCUUGCCUGGCUGUGGGCUGGAGGUGCAGGCAGUCCAAGCUCAAGGGUCUGCUGAGCUUGGCCUUUUCCUAGGAUUGAUGCCUGUGCCACUGUGUUCCAGUGUCAGCAGGGCUGAAGUGGUCAGUCACUUCUCCAGGGAGCUCUCCCAGUCACUCCUAGUCAGCAAACAGCAAAGCAGCUUUAGUGGGAGAAGAUUGGAGUUUUCUGUGCUAAGGUGAAAAAAGGGGGAUUUCUGGGGUUGUGCUUCCCACCCCAAAGCUGGGAUGGCUGUAAAUAAGUGUAACCAGCCUGGUGUGCCCAAGCAUAUGGUGGGGAAUAGAACAGAACCUUGAGACAGCCACUGUGUGUAGCAGGAGUGAAUUCAAAAUCCUUUGUGUGGUUUUGCGUGUUAUUUUGGAAACCUCACAUCCUUUGUAGGCUGCCCUUGCUCUGAGCAACCCAUCCUCCCAUGUCACAUGCAGUCUUUCUUCCAUCAGCAUCAACAGAUACUGUAGAAUUCCCCUUAUUUGUUUUUUUUUCAACUCUGUGGACUGCAAACAAAAACGUUUUCAGCAUAUUUUACCUCCUCACAUUGUUUUUCCCUAGUUUGUUACCAUGAAUUAUAAACUAGAUGUGAUAUUUCUGACAAAGCAGGCAGCUUGCCACAUUUUGCUUCAUAAAGAGUUCAGUGUCCCCCAUGGUACUGCAAACAGCUCUCCAAAAGCAGGAGCCCCUCUUAGGCCAGUGUCAGUGGGGGCCCUGCAGGUCCCGUGGUGGCAGGAGGCUCCCUCAGAGCACUUCUGGUUCUGAGCCUUUGCUUGAAGAGGCUUUGGUGUGUUUGGAGCACCACUCCAGGCACUGUGAUUGCUUUUACCUCCUGGCUGCUCCCAUGGCCCUCCCCAGAUUAUCCCGCAUUUUUAUCCAUAAAACAGGGAUUUUGCCUGUGUGAGGGGGUCAAACUGAUGAACUGAGCCAAGACCUCUAGAACUGAGACCCUUCCCCUUAACCACUAGACUGUCAAAAUGCACAGGCAUCAUGCAGCUAUCUGCCCCUGCUGUUCUUUAUCCUUCUCUUAUGGGAUGAGGAAUGCAUAAGCCCUAGGCUAACCAGGCUUGUUUCUCCACCUUCACAAAGCAGAACAAGACUCUUCUCAUCUGUGACAAUUUUUGCUUCACUGAUCUUUUCCCCUGUUUUUUUCACCAGGGGAAGUUUGGUGAUUUGUAAUUACUUUGGGCUGGAGUAUGUUUUGAGAAUUGAGGUUGCUGUGCAGGUUCCUGACAGUGCCAGGCUUUGGUGGUGAUGCUCUGUGACUGGGGGUGAGUUGGCAGAAGGGAGGAUCCAGCACAGAGCUGAGAAUCCUGGACAGCUGCAACUGGCUCUCCGUGGUAUCGAGGUGUGUGCAGCCCUUGGGCACUCCACUGCUUGGGAACUGUGGGAAGAGGACCAAGGCCAUCCCAUAAAGAGUUUUGGCUUUUCCGAAAAAAAAAGA
Molecule: messenger RNA, 4460 nt
Organism: Passer montanus (Eurasian tree sparrow)
Lineage: Eukaryota; Metazoa; Chordata; Aves; Passeriformes; Passeridae
Gene: PSKH1
Product: protein serine kinase H1
Exons: 4
Coding region: 290-1546 (418 amino acids)
Biological process (GO): protein phosphorylation
Molecular function (GO): ATP binding; protein kinase activity
Source: RefSeq, a predicted model, not a curated record